UUGAUGAUCCGCAUCAGCUGCCCGCGUCUCCCGUUCCCCGCAGCUCAGUUCACCACACCCAGUCGCUCCAUACCUCGAUCGGAUUCGGAUCCAUGGCCAAGCUCGCCGUCCUCCUCCUCGCCGUGGCGGCCUCCGCCACCACACUGGCGCACGCCCUCGAGCCCCCGACUCGGAUCAAGCUGAUCCGGGGCGCGGACGCCGGCGGCGUGUCCGGCGACAGCAUGGAGUGCGUGUACACGGUGUUCAUCCGGACGGGGUCGAUCUGGAAGGCGGGGACGGACUCGAACAUCACGCUGGAGCUGGUGGCGGCGGACGGCAACGGCGUGGGGAUCUCGGACCUGCCCUCCUGGGGCGGGCUCAUGGGGCCCGGCCACUCCUACUUCGAGCGCGGCAACCUGGACAUCUUCAGUGGCCGCGGGCCCUGCAUGGCGAAGACGCCGUGCUGGAUGCGCGUGGCCUCCGACGGCACGGGGCCGCACCACGGCUGGUACUGCAACUACGUCGAGGUCACCGUCACCGGCCCGCACCAGGGGUGCGCGCAGCAGCUGUUCACCGUCGAGCAGUGGCUCGCCACCGACGCCCCGCCGUACAAGCUCGAGGCCGUCGUCGACAACUGCUCCGCCGCGGCUGGCGCCGCCGCGGCGUGAGCCCGUCCGUCCGGGUCCGGCCGGCCGAGGAGGGAGCCGCCGUUUGGUGACGCGUCGUAAUAAGCUGCGUGGGGCCGUUGUGUCACCUCGUGAUUAGCGUGCGCCACGACACGAUGUAAUGGCCGGCGAUAGAUGUGCUUGCUGGGGUCGUGCAGCGAGUCGAAUAAUCGGGAGCCGUCUCGCGAGGGACGAUCGAUGUGUAGUGAGUAGGCUUGGUGUUCUUGUUGAUGCCCUUUUUUUUGUGGUAAAAAGCGGAUCUUGAUCCGUGUUUUGAUCUUUGUGGAA
Molecule: messenger RNA, 932 nt
Organism: Panicum virgatum (switchgrass)
Lineage: Eukaryota; Viridiplantae; Streptophyta; Magnoliopsida; Poales; Poaceae
Product: PLAT domain-containing protein 3-like
Exons: 2
Coding region: 93-647 (184 amino acids)
Molecular function (GO): protein binding
Source: RefSeq, a predicted model, not a curated record